GCCUGAACAUGAGCCUGCAUUGCUGCAACUACAUUACUCACUAGUCCGUCAACCAUUUCCUCCAAAACCAGAGUUCCAGGAGGUUCCUGCAGCCAGUAUGUACUGUCGACCACCGGAAUCCCUCCAGGAGUGUAAACCAUGCAUGUGGUACCUUCUCUGCAAGACCCGCUUGUCCAACCUUGCCCAAAAUCUAGAGCAUAUAACAUCAAAAUCUUGUAGGAGUGCUCCUCUUGGUGAGGGUGGCAAAGCAGAGAAACGCUGGCAG
Molecule: messenger RNA, 265 nt
Organism: Pelobates cultripes (western spadefoot toad)
Lineage: Eukaryota; Metazoa; Chordata; Amphibia; Anura; Pelobatidae
Source: the annotation of a GenBank genome assembly